Misgurnus anguillicaudatus (oriental weatherfish) is the source of this 1538-nucleotide messenger RNA. Lineage: Eukaryota; Metazoa; Chordata; Actinopteri; Cypriniformes; Cobitidae. The record is from RefSeq and is a predicted model, not a curated record.
UCAGUUCGACGCGCACAUGACUCGUCACGUGAUCAUUCGUUUCUUUAUAAACCCCAUCAACGUGCCUUUCGUUUUGACUUUGUUUUUUCCGAGCAGUUGAAAGUUAGGGGAGUGAGAUAACCCAGCUAGCACAACGAGCAAAGUCGGCAGACUACAGACAGAAUGUUGCGACUGGCUCUCCUGUGCGUGAUCUCAGCCCUCUCUGGUAGCUGGGCACGACCACGCAUCGAUCCUCUCUCCCAUGAGAUGGUCAAUUUCAUCAAUAAAGCCAACACUACUUGGAAGGCCGGACAUAACUUCCCCGAUGUGGACUACAGCUAUGUGAAGAGGUUAUGUGGGACUUUUCUCAAAGGACCUAAACUUCCUGUCAUGGUGCAGUAUGCCGAUAGCAUUAAGCUCCCUGAUAGCUUUGAUCCCAGAGAGCAGUGGCCCAACUGCCCCACUAUUCAAGAAAUCAGAGACCAGGGUUCCUGUGGUUCAUGUUGGGCAUUUGGGGCCGCUGAAGCCAUCUCCGACCGGGUGUGCAUCCACAGCAGUGGCAAAGUGAGUGUGGAGAUCUCUUCUCAGGACCUGCUUACCUGUUGUGACAGCUGUGGCAUGGGAUGUAAUGGUGGAUACCCAUCUGCUGCUUGGGAUUUCUGGAACCAGGAGGGUUUGGUGACUGGUGGACUCUAUAACUCUCAUAUUGGCUGUCGGCCAUACACCAUUGAGCCAUGUGAACAUCAUGUAAAUGGCAGUCGUCCUCCCUGUAGCGGAGAAGGUGGAGACACUCCUAACUGUGAUAAGGCCUGCGAGCCUGGCUACAGUCCCUCUUACAAGCAAGACAAACACUUUGGAAAGAGUGCCUAUAGCGUCCCUCCUAAUGAGCAGGCAAUCAUGACCGAGCUGUACAAGAAUGGUCCAGUAGAGGGAGCCUUUACUGUAUAUGAAGACUUCCUUUCUUACAAGACCGGUGUCUAUCAGCAUGUGAGUGGAUCGGCAGUAGGUGGUCAUGCUAUUAAGAUUCUUGGUUGGGGUGAGGAGAAUGGCGUCCCCUACUGGCUUGCUGCUAACUCCUGGAACACUGACUGGGGUGAAAAUGGUUUUUUCAAGAUUCUCAGAGGCAAGGACCACUGUGGCAUUGAAUCGGAAAUGGUGGCUGGAAUCCCAGCGUAACACUGAAAAUGUGAUGAAAUGGGCAAACUGAUCAAGACAUGUGGAUGUCUCCCAUUUUAGCUUGAGCUUACUGCCAUUAUCCGUGGCCAUGGAUUUAAUUCAACGUUACGUUUUAUACAUGAAAUGAACUUUUAAGAUUGGGAUGCCUUCUAUGAUCAGGUUCCCUUUUUAGUAGUUAUUGAUUUAGGAGUCUGAAUGUGCAGUUUGAGUAUAGAUUUAAAAUGUGUUUUAAGCAAAACAAUGCUCUCUUUAAACCACUUUCUUUAAAUUGGGGGAAAAAAUGUAUUUUUAAACUUUGCUUAUUUGGUUUGAAUGGAUUUUUACUUGAUUUGCAUUUUGUUAAUGUCUGUUGUCCAAAUAAUAAAUAUAAAACCUUAAACAUU